CCGCCAGAGGGCAGCCAGGGAGCGCGCCCGGCGGCAGGGCCGAGCCCCCUGAUGUGACUCCCUCCCCUGGCUGGGCGCUCCAGGCCAUGGCUGACACCAUCUUCGGCAGUGGGAGUGACCAGUGGGUUUGCCCCAAUGAUCGGCAGCUCGCCCUGCGGGCCAAGCUGCAGACGGGCUGGUCCGUGCACACCUACCAGACGGAGAAGCAGAGGAAGAGCCAGUGCCUCAGCCCGGCUGAGGUGGAGGCCAUCCUGCAGGUCAUCCAGAGGGCAGAGCGGCUCGAUGUCCUGGAGCAGCAGAGAAUCGGGCGGCUGGUGGAGCGGCUGGAGACCAUGAGGCGGAACGUGAUGGGGAACGGCCUCUCCCAGUGUCUGCUCUGUGGGGAGGUGCUGGGCUUCCUGGGCAGCUCGUCGGUGUUCUGCAAAGACUGUAGGAAGAAAGUCUGCACCAAAUGUGGGAUCGAGGCCUCCCCUGGCCAGAAGCGGCCCCUGUGGCUGUGUAAGAUCUGCAGUGAGCAGAGAGAGGUCUGGAAGAGGUCGGGGGCCUGGUUCUACAAAGGGCUCCCCAAGUACAUCCUGCCCCUGAAGACCUCCGGCCGGGCUGAUGACCUCCACUUCCAAGCUGUGCCCAUGGAACCGGCCGAGCAGGGGCCCAGGAGCACUGAGACCAGUCAUGUCUACACAUGGGCCCGAGGGAGAGUGGUUUCCAGUGACAGCGACAGCGACUCAGAUCUCAGCUCCUCCAGCCUGGAGGACAGACUCCCGCCCACUGGGGUCAGAGACCCGAGAGGCAACAAACCCUGGGGGGAAUCAGGUAGCUGCGUGGAGUCACCCAAGAUGGGGCUCACCCGCCCGCCCAGCCACCUCUCUGGGAGCCAGAGCAGCCUGGCCAGCGAGACCGGGAUGGGCUCUGCAGACCUGCAGGGGGGCACCCCUCCCUGGCCGGACCCAAAGGGCCCUAGCAAAAGGCACACCUGGGCGAGUCCGCGCUGAUGAUGUGGCGCGGACGGUCCCCUCUGCCUGCUGUGGGCAGAGGUGUGUGUGGUGCCUGGAGCAGACUUGCCAGUGGAAGAGCUGGAGAGAGAGAGAGAAGCUGCAGCCAGACCCCUCCUGGCUCGUCCUGGAGCCCUCAGCUGGCCAGCUCUGGUGGACAUGACCUCUGACUCAACAAACCAGUGUUUGGGGGGCUGAGUCUGCCUCCCCCCACCCAGUACCUUUCUGCACCCCUUCUCUCCUAGGAGCCCUCCUCUCCCCACCCCUAGCCAUUCCACUCAGCCGUGACCUUAAUUUAUUGCCGUCCCCCUACCCCCACCCCCAGUCUACCCUGUGUUCAUUUUAAGUUUGCACAUGUCUUGGGUUGGACUGGAAGGGAAGACCCAUCCUGUGGGGCUUUCUCAUAUGCACUGCAGUUUCAGAGGGGUGCCAGGUGGGUUUUCUCCAUAUUUGUAUUAAUGGAAGAAGAAAUCCAACGCUGAGCAUUACCCUUCAGAGCUGAACUUGUCCCCUAGAGGCAAGCGGUGGAGCCCGGA
Ceratotherium simum simum (southern white rhinoceros) is the source of this 1528-nucleotide messenger RNA. NCBI's taxonomy places the organism in Eukaryota, Metazoa, Chordata, Mammalia, Perissodactyla, Rhinocerotidae. The record is from RefSeq and is a predicted model, not a curated record.